Manduca sexta (tobacco hornworm) is the source of this 10796-nucleotide messenger RNA. RefSeq names its product adenomatous polyposis coli protein-like. Gene Ontology annotation, biological process: cell fate specification; regulation of cell differentiation; cell migration. Gene Ontology annotation, cellular component: beta-catenin destruction complex; cytoplasmic microtubule; catenin complex. The record is from RefSeq and is a predicted model, not a curated record. Gene Ontology annotation, molecular function: gamma-catenin binding; beta-catenin binding; microtubule binding. Lineage: Eukaryota; Metazoa; Arthropoda; Insecta; Lepidoptera; Sphingidae.
GUCCGUCAGUCGUCGUCGUGCGCUCGACCGAUGCGCACGUGCCGCCCGUCACUUUCUAUUCGGAAUUUUCGAAAAGAUCGAAAAUUCUCGCGCUACUUUGUAUUUUCUUUUAAGUUUUCCGAACAAGUGAUGUACAGUGAUGGUGAUUGGUGACAUAAAUGUGUGAAAUGAGUGUCGUUGCGCGUAUUGUGUAGAAGUCUCGCAUGGUUGAAGAGUAUGAAGUGGCUCCGUUUGAAAUGACAAAACAAUAAACGCAAACAGUGAUAAUGAACGUCCGCGAUUACUACAAACUGUACAAGAACGUGGACCGAGGUGCUGGCUCGAGGGUGGACAGCAGCGACGUCCUCGACAACGACACAGAGUUCAAUGCGAACCAUUUCAAACUGUACGAUGAUUUCACCACUGACAUGCGCAUAAGUUUCAACCCAUUGAGACACAACUACCACGAUCUGGCCAGGAGUGAGGUGCUGAGGAGACGCGGUGAUCCAAACGACUCCGGUGUUGAUAUGGAGAACGGGAACCCCCUGGAUGAUGUGACGUCUUCCAAAGAUAGCGAUUUGUUGGAGAACGAAGUAAUGGUAGAUCCUUGGAGCAGCAUGGACUCAUCGAAUUCGCCAUUAACCGAUUCCGGGCCUUCGGCAAGUGAAGACUGCACUCCCUCCACUUCCAGUGAACCGCCUCGCAGGCAAUCAGAUGUGUUUCCGAUCUCGCCGGACGCGCGCCGCUUACCCGACCAGAAAGACACCAAAUCGAAAACAUCAGCUCCACCAAAAACAACAGACAAGGCGCGCUCGCGAGAUCUCACCCUUGAACUAGAGACCCUCGACCCAGAUCCCCGACAACGCCGGCCGCAUUUCCUCGACGAUGAUUAUCAACCGCCUUCCAGGUCAAACAUAGAAUGUCGAAUUCCUAAACCUCAUUUUCUUGAUCAUUCCCCUUCGCCUGAUGAGUUAGACGAACGUAGUGACAUAACCAACCCAAACUUCCUGGACGAUGAAGUCGACGGCGACGACAGUCAAGCACAAAAGAAAGCCGGGGCGUUACCCAAAAAAACACAGAAAACUACCACGAACUAUACGCCGCAAGAGGAGCGACCGCAUAGGACCAGUUAUAGAAGCACGUUACAUUACGGGUUGGAAAAUGCGGCAAGAUCUAGUGAAAGAGACAAAAGAGCGUCUCAACUCUACAGGGGGACCUGGCCAGGAGAGCGCGACGUCUGGACAGGUCAUGACUCCGUUAGCGUUCGUAGUUUCUCCAGCAAUGGCUCCACGGAGGGGCACAGACCUUCAUCCAAUUUAGAAAACAAAAUGGAGUGUGUCUGUUCGUUAAUAUCACUCUUAAGUUUAUCUCCAGAGAAUAAUGCUGAUUUAAGUGGACCUCUGUUGGAGAUGAGCCGUUCUGUAGAAAGCUGUAUAGCCAUGAGGCAAGCUGGAUGCAUACCUCUAUUAGUGCAAUUAAUUCACUCGAAAGUGCCCAGAGAAACUAGAGAUCGCGCUGCAAAGGCGUUACGGAAUAUCAUUCACACUCAAACUGACGACAAGGCGGGAAGAAGAGAAGCGAGGGUGUGGAGGUUAUUAGAGCAAGUAAGGGAAUAUUGUUACGUUUUAGAAGACCUUGUAGAAGCUAGGAAAGAGGGGAAAGAAGUUAUAGAAGACGAUGCGACUAAGCAUCCGAGUCAGAGCGUCGCGGCCCUGAUGAAAUUGUCCUUUGACGAGGAGCAUAGGCACGUGGUGUGCCAGUUCGGUGGGCUACAGGCAUUAGCCGCGCUCGUCAGCGGUGACCAGGCGGCGCACGGAAGCAGAACUGACGACAACACAUGCCUCACCAUGAGGAAAUACGCGGGCAUGACACUAACGAACCUAACGUUUGGAGAUGGAAACAACAAAUCAUUACUAUGUUCUUUCAAAGAUUUCAUGUUGGCGCUGGUUGAACAACUGGAAUCGCCCAAUGACGACAUGCGUCAGGUAACGGCUGCUGUAUUAAGGAACCUGUCAUGGAGAGCAGACACCAACAGUAAACAAGUACUAAGGGAAGUAGGCGCGGUCAAAGGGCUUACGAAAGCUGCGAUGACUUGUCAAAAAGAAGCAACACUCAAAUCAGUCCUAUCGGCUCUAUGGAACCUAACGGCUCAUUGCUCCAUGAACAAAGUGGCUUUGUGUUCCGUGGACGGAGCCCUGGGAUUCCUCGUGGACAUGCUCAGCUACAAUUCACCGACCAAAACGCUAGCCAUCGUGGAGAACGCAGGUGGUAUCAUGAGGAAUGUGUCGAGUCACAUUGCCGUCCGCGAAGAUUACAGACAAAUUCUCCGCGAGAGAAAUUGUUUAAGUGUCUUGCUGCAGCACCUGAAAUCUCCUAGUUUGACAGUAGUUAGCAACUCGUGUGGUACACUGUGGAAUCUGUCUGCGAGGUGUCCUCAGGAUCAACAGUUCCUCUGGGACCACGGGGCGGUCCCCAUGCUUAGAAGUCUUAUUCAUUCAAAACACAAAAUGAUAGCUAUGGGCUCGAGCGCCGCUCUUAAAAACCUACUAAAUUCGAAACCCGGCAAAACGCAUAUAAUAUCAUUGGACACAACAGCGAGGAAUAUGAACUUACCAGCAUUACCGACGCUCGGUGCAAGGAAGCAAAAGGCUUUGGAGCAAGAGUUGGACCAAAACUUGGCUGAAACCUGCGACAAUAUAGAACCGGCGACUUCUCCUACGACUAGCAAUAGGGAAGAGAAGAAUCUGUUCACGGCAACGGAGAGACAGAUCGCGAUGAACUUGGAGAGGCACAGGAUGACGUCGAGUUCACCGCUAAUGGGCACGCUGACGUCACAGAUAUCACUGAGCCACAGCGCGCAUUUGGCGAGUUACCUUAGUUGUAGUAACACGCUGUUGAAAGGCGCUUUGGUGACGCGAUCUUCAACGGGCAGCGCGGGGAAUGUGAACAGGUCUGAUAGUAAAGACUCGGUCACGAGCACUCAUUCAGACUCGGUAUUCGAAAGGGUCAUGCGGACCGGUAAAGUUCCUGUACCCACACCAAGAAACAAAGACUUGAUGAAGAGCGAAACAGGCGGCGAAGCGUUUAAAAUGUCUUCGAAGAGAUUACCGAAAGACAAUUAUCUUAGAUACCCGUCACAACCACCCAUCCCUCCUCCGAGAAGUUCGACGGAAAUGAGAACCAACUAUACAGAAUCUGGUUUUGACGUCGACCAGGAUUCGUGCGACCAACCUAUUGAUUUCAGUCGAAAGUACUCGGAGACAAAGAACACUGAAGUUGAAACGGAGAAACCUAAAGCAGAAACCAGUAAGAAGUACUCCAAGAAAGAGAACGCCGGCUAUGGCGACUAUCAGGAGACCGAUCUCGACCAACCUACUGAUUAUUCCUUGCGUUAUGCCGAACACCAAUCGGAAACUGGUUCUGAUAUAUCGGAGCCUCCCGGACCUUCAGUGCACGAGGACACCAUUAAACACUUCGCGACCGAAGGAACGCCUUACGAAACUCCCAUUAUAUUCUCAACGGCUACCUCCAUGUCCGACCUUAGGGUCAUCGGGAAAGACGGUAAAGCUAAAACAGCUGCAAAUAUAAAGGAAAACCCCGAGGCUAUGACUCAUUCGGACGAGAAAGAUACUUGUUCUAUAGAAGAUCCUCCGAACCAUGAUAACGAUAGGGCAGCAUCUACUCCUCAAGCUACUUCGGCAUCAGAGCCCGUUAGUGAGAAGAGGGGAGUGUUCGACACCAAAUUUAGCUCGGGGAUGAUAAGUCCCGAAAAGCCGGUUAACUACUGUGAUGAAGGCACUCCUGGAUACUUCUCCAGGGUCAGUUCGUUGAGUAGUUUGGGCGAGCCGACUGAGGAAGACAGCCUGGCGAAGAAGAACGCCAUGGCAACCAUCAAUGUAGAGCCGAGCCCGCCAGAGACUAACACUAGCAGCUCCGCUAAAGACAAAGAAGGGUCUAAAGCGGUGACAUUCGCAACGGAGCCGGUUGCGAUCGGCUCGCAAGCAGAGGCGCCCGGCCGCACGUCCGGUCCCAUAUCCGGGCCGGCUUCACGCUUCGUGGAGGACACUCCGCUCAUGUUCUCGCGCUGUAGCUCGCUCGGGUCGUUGCCGGAGUGCUCGCAGCAUGACGACCAGGGAUCCGUGGUCUCGGAAGUCAGCCGGCUGACGUCCGGGUGCAUCUCCCCGAGCGAGAUCCCGGACUCUCCGGGCGCGAGCGCGCCGCUGUCGCCGCGCACGCGCGCCGCGCCUGCGCACUACACCGCGCCCUCCACGCCGCCGCAGGAGCCGCACAUGGCGGGCUCGGUGUUCGAGGAGCGCGUGUCGCGGUUCGUGGUGGAGCACACGCCGGCGCAGUUCUCGGCCGCCACCAGCCUCAGCAGCCUCACCAUCGACGACGAGCCGCAUGCGCACAAGCAAUCCCUGAAAUUGCUAUCGAAGAAACCGCCUCAAGAGGGUCCUAGCGAAACCUCCGUCUCAAACGAAACGAGAGAAGUCGUUGAUGAUGGAGAGAUCAGAGACCAAAUACAACCUUUGUCGUCGCAUUUCACCUCCAAUGCACAAAUUAAAGAAUCGCAAACACCAGGCGAAGUGUGCAAGGUGUACUUCACGGAGGACACGCCGGCCAUACUGUCCAAAGCUGGCAGUAACUCGAAUCUGUCCGCGCUAUCCAUCGAGUCCACGCCGGCGGGCGCGCGCCGUGACGACACCGCGCAUGAACACGAACAUGCGCGCGAACACGAACACGCGCCCGAGCACGAACACGCGCCCGCAACACACGACGCGCACGAUACAUCGGACAGUUCUAAUCUCAGUGACGCUGCAGAUUUACUGGAGGAGUGUAUACAGAAGGGCAUUGCUAAGGUGGUGAAGAACAAAGGGCCACCGUCCGAGUCAUCGUCCAUGGCGCAUACAUAUAGAGACGACGUUUACAGAUCGCUCCCGCCGUACUUGCGCUCGUCGACAGAGACUGUGAAGAUGUCGCACGAAUUUUCGCGAAACAUGCGAGAAAGUUCGGAGAGCGAGGCGCCGCCGCUGCCGCCCAAGAGCGGCGCCGCGCCCCCGCCGCGACCCCCGCCGCCGCACCACGCAGGGCGUAAACACGAGAGUCGGUUACCUGUGAAGACGCAGCGUGGAUUUCGGGAGAAACCGAAGUUGCCCGCCACCUCCAAUCUCGCCAGGAACGACUCCCUCAGCUCACUUAGUCUCGACUCGUUCGGCUCCACCGACAGGGAGAUCUUCGAGGAGACGGUCAAGGCGGGUCUCAACCCGCGUCCGAGGCAGACUUCAGACAACAAGGGCAAGCCGCACUUCGACCGGCACGCCCGCCUGCACAAGUCGCUGGACCGCAGCGACAAGCUCUCGCACCGGCCCAAGCCGCGCCGCAUCGAGCAGGACCUCGCCGGCCUGUCCCCCGGCUCGCGGCGCCAGCCCGCGCCCUGCAGCCUGCCCGACCGCUCCUCGUCGCUCAGCUCGCUCAGCAACGACUCGUUCGGCUCCACCGACAAGGAGGUGUUCGAGCGCUGCGUGCGCCAGGGCAUGCGCCGCACCCGCCGCGAGCGGCGCGACGCGCUGCACCGCCUCGCGCAGGACGACUACUCGCUGCUGCAGGAGGUCAUCGCGCGCGGCGCCGACCCGCGACAGGCAAAAAACGUCCUCGCGCCGCCUGCGGACCGCGCGGCCGCAGGCGGGCGCGCACCCUCCGCGCACACCCCCUCCCCUCGCACGCCCCCCACUGGCUCUGACGCGCGCGCGCUGCAGCGCUCCAACGAGUGCCUCGCGCCGCCCUCCGGCAACACCACCAUCGAGUCGGAGCGCGACGAACUCGACCGCUCCAACGAGUCCUGCGCCGACGUGCUCGACGGCUCCUGGAGCGACGGCGGCGAGCCCGAGCGGCAGAAGGACGCCGACCCGCCGCCGCUCCCGCCUCCCGCCCGGACCACCCUCGAGUGGACGGACAUCAGGACAGACCGGCACUUGGACGAGUCAAAGCGCAGCAACACAGACACGUGGAACGACAACACGUGCCCCGAUGACGUGACGUUCCCGACGAUCAGCGGGUCGGUGCAUCUGACCUCGUCCAUCCGUAGCGAAGUGGCAGCUCUACCCGACCUACUCGAGAAGAGUGGUCCACCGAACAUGUCCUUCUCGAGACCGGAUCUCACCGACAAGUUGGACGAGGAUCAUCAUCUGAUCCCCAGCCUGCAUAUCAUCGAGGACGCUGACAAAAUACUGCUUGACAACGUACCCGAACCGAGCUUCACCUCGCUGGUCGAUGAUGAACACAAAUUCGACUCUAUUAUAUCCGCAGCGAUAGAAAAGGAAGCUGCUAGACUAGCAGCUCAAUUAAAAAGUUCACAGUACGCAAUGGAAAACAGUGUAACGUCACUCAAUUCUGUCGACUUGGACAACAUAAAGCCACCCUCACAUCUUGGCAGUCUUUUGUCUCUGAGCGCAUCGGCUCAAUGGGAAGAACCGUCUCAAGUAUCGAAAAAGUCGCAACGGAGUCGUAAGAAGUCGCUACCGGUCGCGUUCAUGGUGAAACGUGCUCUUAGCAACUCGAUGAAUCAGGGAAGCUCUGAGCACUUGGAUAGCAAUCCGGUCAGUUUUCUCGAUAACGUCAAACCGCCUUCUGAGAUGGAAAACAUCGACAUGGAAGGCAGUAUGAUAUCGGUAUCGAGUAUAGUAUCGGAAGUGGCUGAAGUCAGAGAUAAGACUCCCAUAGUGUUCGACUUCAAACAACCCGUACAGGACUUCCCGCUGUGCAAUACGUUCAACACGGUGUUCCACGACCUCGACAAGGUGAACCCGCCGUCUCUGUUCGAUGAGAUGGCGGAAUCCACGCUGGAAAUCGAGCAGACAACCGCGCAGCAAGUGGACGACUGCGUGUCCAACACACUGAACGUGGUCACUGAUAUUCCUUCGGGUUCGGAAAACUGCACUCCUCUACCUUCUGACAUUAGCAGCGUUGAAUCCACUCCAAAGAGACAACGGGAUCCCAAUUACCUAACGCCGAAGGAGAAAAGGCACUUGUCUAAAGAUAGAUAUCAGACUUACACGAUAACUGAUCCCGUAGCGGAGACCAGCGCCGUCGCAGAAGUCGAAGAGGAGUUCGUUACUUGGACGAAAUCGGAGAGUGACCGCUCCGAUGACUACGUCACGGCGACCUCUGAACCUAAGUCGAGAAGAAAACUCAGCGCGAAACAAAGAAGAAUGGAAGACAGAGCUAGGUAUCAAACUCAGACUGUAGACAUACACAACAUUCUAACACAAGAGACACACAAUAAAGUUGAUCCGCAUAUCGAAAGUCUAAAGCAGCGAUUGGCAGCUAAAAAGACGCUCAAACAGAAGCGCAUGGAAGACGCGGAGAGGUUUAGAACUAGGACGAUAAGCGAGGACAUACCUCCGUCACCGACAUUUGUCACCAAGGAUGCUAACUUUGAGAACGUGGAGACGACCACAGGGUACGACAGUUUGUCGUCAAAUGAGCUGAACCAUCAACAGAUCCAUGAUGACAGGGCUCCAGAAGACGACGUGUUCUCCAGAGAUGUUGACAGCGGACACAACGAAGACGACUUUGAAUUAAAUUCCACACAAAUGGAAACCUACACGAAAAGCUUCAGAAAUUACUUACCAGUCAUCGAAAGUCCAGCUUCUGUGGACAUGUGUGUGGUCAAUAAUUUAAAGAACAUAGAAAUGACGGCAUCUUUUCGCCGAACAUUACAGAACGACAAAAACCAGAACCCCAGUAGCAGUGACUUCGCAAGCUAUGAAGGAGAUAGCAACUCUGAGGACAAAGCACAAUCUGAAUCAGACCCCGAGACGCCUAGACCAAAACCAAAGAUUAUAAAACCUACCUCUCGAAGAGACGAGAGCUUGGACUCAAAUGAUUCUUUGGAGAAAGAGGAGGCACCCAAGGCUAUCAGGGGUAGAAAGAAGGCUAUGUAUGUGUCACCAUACAGAAGAAGUGCUCCGCCUCCCAAAAAACCUUCCGCACCUCCGGUCAAACCGCCAUCUAAAAAUACUCCAGUUACAAAAGGAACACCAAGUUCCGUUAAAGCUCAUACUAGUGCCAAAAUACAAAACAAAACUGCCUAUAAACCUCCUAGCGCCACUACAUCGCCUAAGAAAUCUGGGCCCAACAAGUCUCCAUUGAAGACCGUUCAACAAAAGCCUAUAACAAUACCGCCGGUCGCGGCGAAGCCUUUGCCAUUAGAACGACAAGGCACCUUCACAAAAGAGGAGAGCUCAGUGCCGGCGAAAGACUUGCCUGUUCCGGACAAAAAGGCUAGUGCUCCGAGGCCGACUAAAAGUGCACCAGCUGCGAAACUAACUAACACUUCCCCCUCCAGACUGCCCCAACUAAACCGGUACACAAGACCACCGGUCGCCAAAACCCAAAAACAACCAAAUAAAACAGUAAAAAAAACUGAACCGGUGAUGAAAAACUCACCCUCUAACCACAGCUUACAAAGCAAUGAAAGUGGGAAGACGAUUACAAUUGCAUCGCGCAGUUCGCGGCAAGGCAGCACCUCUAGCGUCAACUCUAUAACUUCAAAGACAAAAGAUGUAGAAAGUAAAAUCGCUAAUCUGUGGAAGAAAGUGGAACAGGCGAAAAAACAACCAGGAAAAAGUGAUAAAAAAGUUUGGAUCGAGAGUGACAAAACAGAGACGCCAAGACUUAUAAGGAGUUCCACUUUCGAAGGGCAGCCGAAACAGACAAGUGUCGCCAGCAACAAAGCAAAAUCUGCCAUCGGUAUCAGAGUUUCUCAAAUACCGAGCUUGCGACCAAAGUCUACACCAGGAAAGGUCAAUCAGCCUGCCGCCAAGAAACCUACAAACACGAGGGUGUUUUCUAGGAAACAGGUAAACGGUCAGGUAACGACGUAAUUUUGACAAUCGUUUAGAUUUGGACAUCGACUAUUAUUAACCAGGUUCAAUUGUAACGCAUGAGUUUAGCGUAAGACUUGUGUAAUCAAUGUAUUGAACUUAUGACCGAAUUUAUUAAUAGUGGGUACAUGAUCCGUUCUGUGAAUUAUGAAGGACGCGAGAAAGAAUGAUUGAUUAGGUAACGGACGAACGGACAUUCACUGCAAUUAAAAUAUAUUUUUACUUUUCGUUUACAUUAUAAAGAUUCAGAAGUAUAGUUUUGAAAGACAAUCAAUAUUUUUAAGGAACAAAUGAUUUUUUAUAUUUUAGUUUUUCAUAUACAUUUAUGUUUAUUUACAAAAAGAUUGUGAUUCGUUUUAAUCAGAGUAAAUCUUGGCGCACGAUGAUUUAUUUUGUGUAUAUUUGUUGCAUUUAUUCUUUAGAAGGGACAAUUGUCGCAAUCCAUCCCACAUUCGACUGUACAUUAGUUUAUAGAACACGAAAGUCACAAAUGAUUACUGGCAUCGAUAUAUUAUUACAAUAGGUAUAACUGGACAAGAAAUUAUAUUCGUUAGCGGAUCUACAUUGCUUAGCUGACGAGCUUGUCGACAAAAAACAACAGUAAAUUAUAAAAUACCAAUUUAAGGUACAAUUUCCUUAUCGAUAUUCACCACAUUGUUAUCGACCUCGAUGAACCAAAUUUAAGACGGACGCCGCGAAAAUUAAUAGUUUAAAGCAAGCUCACGAUACGUCGCAAAGCUUUUUUAUAUGUAAUAACUACCCUACUUUUCGUUUCAUUCGGCCGCUGGCGCUUUGUCGUGCGAUUUAAAAAAAGAAACAUGAGUCUUCUUUUUUAAAAUGGCCGCGGCGAAGCGAUAUUGUAAAUAUGAAGUGUUUUAAAAUUAUAGCAAGUAAGGUUACCGCGAUUUGUAUAUUUUUCAUAUAAAAAUACGAUUAAUGUGAGGAAACGUAAGGUUUGCUUUGGAGUAAAAAUUGAGACGGAGAGCGCGUUCUGUUGAUCUAUAAUCUCUAUUGUUAUCGUUCAGUAUUUUUUUUAGAUUGUUUUUAUAUUUUAGACCAUAUUUUGUAAUCUUUUAUGUAACUUUCUACUUAAAUUAAGUACAGAACUGUGAAAAUUAGGGAACAUUUAGAUCUUUCCUUAGAGAUAGCUUUAGUUGCCUCAUAUUAUAAUUUAUACUAGUGUAGAGCGCGCUUUCUCGUCUCAUCUUUUUACGUCUAGUCAGUUUUAAUGUUAGAUAAAAAGGGAUUUUCGUAGUUUUGGCUUAAAGAAAUUAAAUUUUACACAUUAAACGCGAGUGGAACGGAACAAUUGUACCAAUUUUUAUUAUAGUUUAUAUUUUAUGGCUUCCUGUAGUUAACGUAUGCAUUUUUUUUUAAUAGAAAUGUAAUAUUUCUAUAAAAAAUACUGCGGAUACCUCAAAUUUUUCUGCAAUUUACCAAUUUUUUUUUUCGUUAUAUUUAUCGAUGUCGAUAUAUGAAAUAUUGAUGUCUCAUUGAAUUUAUUUCUUAGCUCUCAUAUUUAGGAAUAAACUUACCUUCCAUAAAUAAUGAUUUAUACAUAAUUAUGUAUUAUAUUUACCUAUUAAGUUAGCAAAAAGAUUUGAGGAACCCAAUUAGCAAGGGUCGUUGGAGAUGUCUACAAUGCAUUAACCAAUCAUGCAGAUCACUUACAUCGAAAACAGAAUCUCUGACGACCAAAAUUGCUUUUGUUUUCACAAUUGACCAGUGGAGAAGCAUUGUCCUUUGUGGUAACCACAUCUAGUGUUAAUUACCAGUAUUUAGAAGUAUAGCAUAAUAAACAUAUUGAUAGUACUGAAUCAUGUCGCAGUAUGCGCCGUAGUUGCGUUUGCGCAGUUGUCUACAGCCAGUUUUAGUUAAUCACAAUAGUUGUAAGGUGCGUACUUUGGUGGUCAAAUAAAUGAUACAUACCGA